UUCAUAAUUGAAAUAAUGGAAUUGCUAUUUUUUCUGAAAUGUAUUUUGCAGACCUUUCUUGUGUGGCAACUUCUCUUAUCAGUUAUUUUCCUUAGGAGGCGGUAUAGAGUCAAUCAAUUACUUGGAUGCUUUCUUGUUGCAGUUGGUGUAAUAAUAACUGUUGCAAGUGGAUCCAGUGCUGGUGCUUCAAUGAAAGAAGCUGGAAUUUUUUGGACACUUUUGAUGAUUACUUCAUUUAUGUUUCAAGCUGCUGAUACAGUGUUGAAGGAAAUAAUAUUCCUGGAUGCUGCCCGACAAUUAAAGGGAGGAUCGGUCGAUCUUUUUGUCGUUAACUCCUAUGGGUCUGCUUUCCAAGCACUGUUUAUAUUCCUUCUACUCCCUUUUCUAUCCAAGUUAUGGGGCAUUCCAUUCAAUCAACUGCCUACAUACCUUAAAGAUGGAGCAGCCUGCUUUCUAAAUAUAGGAUCUUUAUCCACUGGUUGUGAUGGAGCACCUUUGCUGCCUGUAUUGUUUGUAAUGGUAAACAUGGCCUUUAACAUAUCUCUAUUACACCUCCUCAAGAUCUCUUCAGCUGUGGUGUCAUGCCUUGCCUCUACUUUCUCAGUUCCCCUCUCCGUAUACGCUUUCACCCUCCCCCUUCCAUACAUUGGCGUCGCAUCCUCCCUACCUCCAGGCUUCGUAGGUGGUGUCAUUGUGCUUUUUAUUGGGCUGCUCGUGUACUGUUGGACGCCCCCAGUUAGGACCACCCCGGCAUUUGACUAAUAUAACAUCGUCAGCAAUCGAUGACCAAGAAAAAACCAAAACAAACUGCCAAUGUUUUGUUUCAGCAGAGUUUGUUUUGCCCAAUAUAUAAUUGUUGUGACUUUCAAAUAAGAGAGAGGUUUCACCUCUAGUGCAGAGAAAGCAAUUGUAAACACAAGGUUCUGGAGUCCCUCUACUUAAUGACAGGGCAAGAAAGAAGAAGGGAUUUUCCCAUGUAAAAACAUAUAACAGAUUUCCCUGGAAAUUAAAACCUUUCCUUUCCUGUUUUUUCUUUA
Messenger RNA from Magnolia sinica, 1037 nucleotides. Its product is annotated as protein CLT1, chloroplastic-like. Lineage: Eukaryota; Viridiplantae; Streptophyta; Magnoliopsida; Magnoliales; Magnoliaceae. The record is from RefSeq and is a predicted model, not a curated record. The transcript has 7 exons. Bases 16 to 762 code for a protein of 248 amino acids.